CGCAUUAUCUGGCAACGCUGCGUGCGUGAAUUAAUGGCGUGCCCACUCCGCAUAAAUGCUCCAUAGUUUUUCUUAUUUUUAACAACAUACGCGCCGCAAAACAACGCCAGCGACGGAACAUGUGUAAAUAGCUGGACACUUGUAAACCCUUCCAGAGUGCAGUGAUUUCCAGGUGUUGUACGUGUGGCGGUGUUGGAAAGCAGGGGUUCGCAAAAUUGCCAAAAAUUGUGUCGCCGCCUGCCCGUUGUGAAAAGUAACAACUAGCUUUGGUGGUGAGGAUGGCGGACAUCGUGUAUCCCACUGGCUGCCGCCCGCUGGUCGAGGAUUUGGGAACGGACGAGCUGAUAAGGCGCCUCAAGACCCUCGCCAAUGUCCUGCAGACGAUGGACCAGGACGACAAUCUCUACCAGCAGUACAUCCCCCUGGCCCUCCAUCUGCUGGACGACUUCUUCAUGCAACAUCCUUCCCGCGAUGUCCAGCUCCUUAUCGCCUGCUGCGUGGCGGAUGUCCUGCGCGUUUAUGCGCCCGAGGCGCCCUACAAAGAGCAAGAUCAAAUCAAAACUAUAUUUAAGUUCUUUAUCAAGCAACUGCAUGGUCUAAAGGAUCCCCGCGAUCCCUCCUUCAAGCGUUACUUCUAUCUGCUGGAGAACCUAGCCUUUGUCAAGUCCUUCAACAUGUGCUUCGAGCUGGAGGACUGUCAGGAGAUCUUCCAGGAGCUGUUCAGCACCAUCUUCAAGAUUGUCAAUGACCAACACAGCGCUAAGGUUACGAACUUCUUCCUAGAUGUGCUGAGUCCCUUAAUCACAGAAGCCGAUAACCUGUCGGUGGAACUGCUGGAUCUCAUACUGAUAAACAUUGUCGAGCCGUACAAAUCCAACAACAAGUUUGCCUGCCAACUAACCGAACAACUCCUCCGCAAAACGGGCGAUGCUCUUGAGUCCACCAUCAAAAUGUUCUUCAACCGUGCUUUGGUCAUGGAUAAGCCAAACACAAAACUGUCCAUAACAAGCAAAAUCUAUGAUAUCAUUUACGAGCUUAACCGCAUCAAUGCAGACCUGCUGUGCUCAGUGCUGCCCCAACUGGAAAAUAAACUGCUGUCCACCGACGAUGCUGAAAGGCUGAAGGCCACAACUCUCUUGGCCCGCAUGUUCUCCGAGAAGGACUCGCAGCUGUCCAAGAAGUACCACAACCUGCUGAAAAUCUUCUUUGGACGCUUCUGCGACAUCACCGAGCCAGUUCGCAUCAAGUGCGUUCAGUCGUCCAUGCACUUCCUGCUCAAUCAUCCAAAUCUUCAACCCGAUAUCACCGAGAAGUUGCGGCUUAGGAAUCACGAUCUUGACGAGGUUGUUCGUCACGAAGUUGUAAUGGCCAUUGUGGAGACUGCCAAGCGGGACUUCACUCUGGUGCUCGAGGCGCCCGAACUCCUAGAGAUCGUGCGAGAAAGGACGCUGGACAAGAAAUACAAGAUACGCAGAGACGCUAUGAACGGGCUGGCCUACAUCUACAAGCGAGCGAUAUGCGAGCCCAACGACUUAAGCACGGGGCUCAAGGUUAGGGUUGACUGGAUCAAGAACAAGAUACUGCACGGUUACUAUAAGGUCGGUUUGGAGGAUCGCCUGUUGGUCGAACGCUUACUCAUCACCUGCCUGGUUCCCUACAAACUGGCUCCCGAGGAGCGCAUGAAGAAGCUGUAUCAUCUGUUGGGCGAUCUGGAUGCCAACGCCACCAAGGCCUUCGUGGAGCUGCAGAAAAACCAAAUGAAGACCCGGAACACGGUCAGCGAUUGGAUCAAGCUGCACCACUCCAAGGAGUUUACGCCGCGCGUGGUCAGCCAGCUGAGCGCCAAGCAGGCCAACAUUGCCAAACUGCUUCCAGAUCCUCUAAAAGCGGCAGAUUACCUUACCCAGUUCAGCAACAACCUGCGAAAGGAUGCCCAGUUGCUGCGCUGCAUCAACGUUGUCUUGAAGCGUGACGUAAGCUGCCGGGAGUGCGCCGAUACGAUGGGAGUUUUGCUGAAAAAGCUGGGCGCCCACGUCCACUCGAAUCUGUACUACAACACCGUCAAGAUGCUGAUUGAACGCGUGGCGUCAGUGAUGGUGGACAAAGAAUCAGUUGGCGUGCUUAUUGGCCUCAUUGAGCAGUGUAUUGAGGGAGGCCCCAUGUGCGAGGAGAUUGGCAUCUCGCCACAGGAAGCGGGCGAGCGCGGACUCAAGUUGUUAAGCAUGCUUUCCUACGUGUUCUCUGCUCACUUUUUCACCGACACUUCGCUGCGUCAUUUGAUUUCCCUGCUGAGUUACGAGCAAGAUUAUGUUGCUCCCCUGGUGCUGAAGACUCUCACGCAUCUGGGACGCUAUCAGCCACUGAUCGAAGACCCAACACCGGCCAUUCUCGACGAGCUGGCGCCGGUGUGCAAAGAUUUCGCUUUGAUCGGAACCCCCAAGCAGGCAAAACACGCGGUGCGUUGUAUUUUUGUGAACAGUCAGUCGUCAGCUGCAACUGAUGGAUCAGCAAGUGGAGCCGGUAGCGCGUCUACCACUACUCAAACAGUGCAUCCAAUUUUCAACGAGAUCAUCGAGACACUGCGCCUGAAACUAACGCCAAACUGCGAGCAGCAGCGCACUAAGAUAGUGACCUUGGGUCACAUUGCAUACAACAUGCCACAGGCCUUCCUCACGCCCAUUAAGAAUAUGAUUGCGCGUCGCAUUGUCAAGGAGCUUCUUAUCCAAGAGGUUCCGGCUCAGCGGGAUUACGAGCUGCCAGAGGACAGUGACUGGUGUGCGCAAGAGGAACUUCCGCCAGACACGCUGUGUAAACUGGAUGCGCUUAAGGCCAUGGCUCGCUGGCUUUUAGGACUGCGCACCGAUGAGCACGCAGCUCAAAAGACAUUCCGAAUGCUAGCCGCAUUUGUCAACCAGCGGGGCGAUCUCCUCGGCCAGAACCGCCUUUGCGGUGCCGAGAAAUCCUGGUUGCGUUUGGGAGCAGCCUGCGCCAUGCUCAAGGUGUGCGAGCAGAAGGGCGUAGGCGAUCAGUACAGUGCCGAGCAGUAUUUGCAGCUUUCUCAGCUGAUGGUUGACCCGGUGCCCGAAGUUCGGGAAAUCUUUGCUCGAAAGUUACACAAGGGGCUAAGCAGAAGUCUGCCCAGGAACUGCCUGCCCCUGGACUUUAUGGGCUUGUAUGUGCUGGCUGGUCUAGAGACGGACAGAAAAUUACAAGACCUCGUGCGUCAUUAUGCGGAAACGGAUGUAAACAAACGUCGGGAAUAUCUCAAGACUGUGGCAAUGACAUCUCCCGACAGCUCAACUGAGUCACAAUCACUUCACAUUCUACCUGACUAUAUGCUGGCCUUCGCUAUUCCGGUGCUGGUCCACGAUCCCCGCUUCACGAAUCACGAGGAUUACGUCCAGCUCCGCAAAAUGGAGAAGUGCCUGCGUUUCGUUCUGGAGCCCCUGAUGGCCAAACGGGAAUUGUUUGUCCACAGCUUCUACAAGCAGCUGCUACAGCUGAUAAAGCAUCGCGAGUUCAGCCAGGGCUCGGACAAGCGCGACAAUUAUAAAAUGUGGGCGCUCUGCGAUCUCGCCAUGUACAUUAUCGACUCAAAAUUCAGCCCAUUUGAUGCCAACACGAGCACAUUCUCCAUGCCGCUGGCCCUGCCAGAAAUGUAUUAUAAACAGCCUGCCGUUGCGAAUUUCCAAAACAACGAGGUCUAUAUACCGCUGGACGUGUAUACGUUGGGAGCCAAAUCGACGAGCAAAGCAGCCAUGACGGCCAUGACAACGUCGCGAGCGGCAGCAGCCUCAAAGAGGCCGGCGGAACCAUCGAUCCUGGAUGAUGAGAAUCCGCAGGAGAACAAUCUGUUCGACAACAUACGAGCGGCCGAUACUACAGAGCCCACGGCCAAAAAAUCGCGUGCGGGAGGUGCCUCAGCCAAAUCAUAGGGGCUGGAGGGGUAGAAUAAAGGCGGAUCGAGCGCGUACUUGUUAGUUUAGUUAUGUUUAGUCUAGGCGCCUAAGUUAACUAAAUAUUUAAGACGUAGGAAAAACUACGAUAGUUGUUAAACCGACACUACCUAAAACUUACAUCAUGCAGAUCACACUUAAACACCCAGAAUUCGGAUUCUUUUAGUUUCGCAUGCAUUUUGUAACAUAAGAAACUUGUGAGAUAGACCAAAAACGCAAAAUCAGAUAACGUGUCGCAUAUAAUCUGUUAUUCGCAUCUCCAUAAAAGUAAUUAUUUAUCACUCUAAAUGUUUUAAUCUGUUUUUUUACUGUGUCCGAACCUUUGGUUUACCUUUAGUUAUAGAACUUAAUGUAUAUCGAAUAAAUGAAGUAUAUCGCGCAUUGGUUGCAAGAACGAAGUAAAGUAAUGAAAACGUAAACAGAGCCUUAUUAAGUAAUUAAAAUUAACUUUUCUAUGAACUUUUAGUUAAUAUAAUACGUCAUUCAUAAUACAUAACAAGCCAAUCGCGUUAAAUUCGACAAGAGUGCAUUGAAAAUGCAUUGAAACAGAGAACAUAAACUGUUGUAAGGUUUGAAUAGAGAACAUAACAAAGAUACAAAUAAAAUGAAUACACACACAUUAA
Messenger RNA from Drosophila subpulchrella, 4579 nucleotides. RefSeq names its product sister chromatid cohesion protein PDS5 homolog B (gene pds5). The coding region runs from base 279 to 3935 and encodes 1218 amino acids. The record is from RefSeq and is a predicted model, not a curated record. Gene Ontology annotation, biological process: mitotic sister chromatid cohesion; DNA repair. The transcript has 14 exons. Gene Ontology annotation, cellular component: chromatin; nucleus. Lineage: Eukaryota; Metazoa; Arthropoda; Insecta; Diptera; Drosophilidae.